UUCCCAUCUCAGAGUUUACGUCUCGCAACACUAAGCUUCGAAACACCACCAUAUCGCACGCAACAACACAAUGGCCUCCAAUCAAGGCCAAGCACAAGGCGGGCAGCCGGGACAAAUCGACAUAACAACGCUCCCCAUCCCCCGACUCCAAGAAUUGAAAACCCAACUCGACGCUGAACUCACCCACCUCUCUUCUUCCUUCCAGUCGCUCCGCACCGCACAAUCAAAGUUCCGCGACUGUCUGACUUCAAUAGCUGUCGGCCUGACUACCGCAACUUCCCAAAAGCCCCUUCUGGUGCCCCUCACCUCCUCGCUAUACGUGCCGGGCAAGCUCACAGACCACGAGCAUGUUUUAGUCGACGUGGGGACGGGCUUCUUCGUCGAGAAGGAUUUACCAGGCGCCAAGGACUUUUAUGAGCGGAAGGUCAAGGAUUUGGGCGACAGUUUGAAGGACUUGGAGAGCGUAAUUCAGGGGAAGGCGCAGAAUGUUAGGGUCGUGGAGGAGGUCAUGAGGGUCAAGGUCAUGAACCAGCAGGAGAGCAAGGGUGAAGGCAAAGAGAGUUGAGCAAUGAUGGAGUAGUGAGGACGCACAAUUCACACCAUGCUGAGAGGGCAGAAGACACUUAGAGAUUGGGCACAGAGAAACCGCUGGCGCUUCGCGAAGAAAAAUCGGACGUGAAGAAUGCUAAAGAGACGGUGCUUGCAGGAAGUUUCACCAGUGAGAACAUGUCAAUCAAGAUCAAAAGGCACGAAAGAUCUACAGAGAUACUUUUAGAAAGAGAUACAAUUCAUAUCGGGACCAUGACUAUGCAUGCCAGUACCGGUCGAGGAUGCCCUAAGUGAAACCACGAUCGCUGGACAAGCUCAAUUUUCCAAGUCUAGUAGGAUUCAUCGUCAUUGAUCGGUUUACGGCAGUAGCAUUGCAAUGCUAAUCCCCUAUGAUGUACCUGAGAAUCGAAUUCCAGCUACAUGCUUUCAGAUGAAGCCAUACCAGCUAAAGUUCAUGGU
Cucurbitaria berberidis CBS 394.84 is the source of this 1008-nucleotide messenger RNA. RefSeq names its product Prefoldin alpha subunit. The record is from RefSeq and is a predicted model, not a curated record. Bases 71 to 565 code for a protein of 164 amino acids. Gene Ontology annotation, biological process: regulation of DNA-templated transcription; protein folding. Gene Ontology annotation, cellular component: cytoplasm; prefoldin complex. The transcript is spliced from 2 exons. Lineage: Eukaryota; Fungi; Ascomycota; Dothideomycetes; Pleosporales; Cucurbitariaceae.